CCUAACAGAAGAAAUAGUCACGUGUCGUGAAGAGUCAACAUCACCAUGGCGUAGAAGAUAAUGAUUUUUUUCUUCUUCUUUUUAUCAUUUUUUUUAUCAGUACAGCUACCGACGUUGACUCAAUUUAAUUUUUUUAUCAGUGCAGCAUUACGACAUUCCUUUUAAGAACGCUUCUUCUUCGGUUCCGUCGGCGCCGUUACUACUUAAAACCGCGUAAAACCUUCAACCACCACCGUUCUCUUUUCUCUUCUCACUGAAUUUUCAGAUCUACUUUUUCUCCUCAGUGGAGUAAUAAUAUUGAUUGAUUCACGCAGCUAUAGCCAUUUCAGAUCUAAUAUUCUAUAUAUCUUUCUCUCUCUCUCUAUUCUCUCUCUUCGAUGGCUUCCACGGUUGUUGCCGCCGCUGCCAGGAGUGACGUGCCGCCGCGGCAGCCGGUGGUGGAUCCUUCGCCGUCGUCGUCCCCCGACAACGCCGCUAAUCGGAGCGAUUCCUUCAGUUCCUCGCCCAACCACUUCUCCGAUGCUGAAAUUCAGUUACAAACUCCAGACGUAUUGAAGAGUGAAGAGUAUCGACAAUUGUUCCGUCUUCCACAGGAGGAAGUCCUUAUUGAAGAUUUUAAUUGUGCCCUCCAGGAAAACCUACUUAUUCAGGGUCAUAUGUACCUCUUUGUCAACUUCAUUUGUUUCUACUCAAACAUAUUUGGAUAUGAGACAAAGAAAAUAAUCCCAUUCCCUGAAGUCACGAGUGUAAGGAGGGCAAAGACGGCUGGGCUCUUUCCCAAUGCCAUUGAGAUUCUUGCUGGAAACAAGAAGUACUUCUUUGCAUCCUUCCUAUCCCGUGAUGAAGCUUUCAGGAUUAUUAAUGAGGGAUGGUCGCGACAGGGCAAUGGAGCCAUAGCAAUUAUGGAACAGAAGGAAUCAAUGUCUGAGUCCAGCAGCCAAGAGAAUGGAUUUGUAGCUGUUGAAAAUGUCAAAAGUUCUGAUAUAACUGACAACGGAUCACUUUCUACUGAUCUGAGCAAAGAUACGACGCUUACAUCCAUUGUUGGGGAUGAUCCUGUAUCGACGGCAGAUUCAGAGAAGCAAUGCAAUGUAAAACAGGUUGCUGAACCUGAACUGAAUAAUGAUGCCCCAAGUGCUGCAAGUGUGAGUUGGAAGUGGAACGAGGAGGAUAUUGAUGCCCCAUCAAUUCUUGAAGCAUAUACAUGUGUUGCAGAUUCAGUGUUUCCGAUGAAGGUUGAAGACUUCUUUAGGUACUUAUUCUCAGAUGAUGCUCUAAAUUUUCUUGAGUCUUUUCGCCAAAAGUGUGGUGAUAAAGACUUUAGGUGUUCUCCGUGGCAUCCUCAAGAGAAAUUUGGGUAUGCUCGUGAACUGUCAUUUCAACAUCCAAUAAAAAUUUAUCUUGGAGCGAAAUUUGGUGGCUGCCAUGAGGUCCAGAAAUUUCGUGUUUAUAGGAACAGUCAUUUGGUUAUCGAGACGUCGCAAGAAGUCAGUGAUGUACCUUAUGCAGAUUAUUUCCGGGUUGAGGGACUGUGGAGUGUAGAGAGAGACAAGGAUGAAUCAAAAGAAUGCUGCACUUUGCGGGUAUAUGUGAAUGUGGCAUUUUCUAAAAAAACUAUUUGGAAAGGCAAAAUAAUACAAUCAACAAUUGAAGAAUGUCGAGAUGCUUAUGCGACAUGGAUAAACAUGGCACAUGAAAUGUUGAAGCAGAAGAACCUUGAAAAACAAGCUCAAAAUGGUGAAAUCAAUUUAGAUAGAGAAGUGAAGACUAGAGAAUCUUCAGAAGGGUCACCGGAGCAAAGUAACCCUACAAAGAUACUAGCUACAUCCAAUGCCUUUGAUGCUGCUACCCACAAUGUCGGCUCUCACUUGCAGGGAAAUUUCAUCGAACCAUCAUCUGUUUCACUGUUUAAAGAGUUUAUGACGAAGUUCAGAUCAUCUUUGAGAAGUCAUAGCAAUCUUUCUCUGCUCCUUAUUACUAUUGUCGCUCUGAUUUUCUUCAUUCAGCAGUUUAGCAUACUUGUGUUAUUGGCCAGACCUCAACACAUACAUAUGAACACUCCUGUAGACAUCAUGAACAGGAUGAACAAUGAGGUCACUAGAAGUCCUUCAGACAUAGCGUGGCUGGAGAAAAGAAUUCAUCACCUCAAAGAUGAAAUGUACAUGGUUGAGAGUAGGCUUGAAAGGAUGCGGUAUGAACAUUUACUUUUAAAAAAGCAAUUAAAGGACCUAGAACACUAGUUACCAAAUUUCAUUGUCCCCUCUUAUAGCAUCUUUUUUUUUUGUAUAUACAUGUGAUGUGAUAUAUAGAUAUGAUAUUUAAUUUCGUAAAUUCAUUCUUCUCCCUCGUUGUAAAUGAGGACUUUAUUUUAUACCCAAAAUUAAAGAAACGAGGAACUUGUGAUUUAGGGUUUGUUUUCAAGUAUCAAAUAAUAGGAUGAAAUGCAAUGGAUGACUAUUAUAAUUUUAAGGAUUAAUUGAACUU
Molecule: messenger RNA, 2484 nt
Organism: Glycine soja
Lineage: Eukaryota; Viridiplantae; Streptophyta; Magnoliopsida; Fabales; Fabaceae
Product: protein VASCULAR ASSOCIATED DEATH 1, chloroplastic-like
Exons: 18
Coding region: 378-2240 (620 amino acids)
Biological process (GO): negative regulation of programmed cell death
Source: RefSeq, a predicted model, not a curated record